GGGCGGGCUGAGGCCCCUUAGUCCCUGGGGCCUGCGGGAAUCCGGGCCCCGCCCGUGGCCUCGCGCUGGGCACGGUCCUCACGCCGGCGUCCCCGGGAGCCUCGGGCCCGGCGCCCUCACAACCAGGCGCGUCUGGGCGGAGGCGGCCGCGGCCGCGGCCACGGCACGCCCGGGCACCCCCGAUUCAGCAUCACAGGUCGCGGACCAGGCCGGGGGCCUCAGCCCCAGGGCCUUUCCCCUCUCCGGGUCUCCCGCGCCGCCUCUCGACCCCUUCCUGUGGCUCAGCCCCUGCUUCCCAGGAGCCCCUCUGUCUUCUCCAGCUUUCUGUGGCUGAAAGAUGCCCCCGGUUCCCCGCCGGAGGCGCGGGGCGCUGCCCGGGUCUGCCCUCCCCUUGGCGGCGCUUAGCACGCAGUAGGCGCUCAGCAAAUACUUGUCAGAGGCACCAGCGCCGCGGGGCCUGCAGGCUGGCACUGGCCUGCCCGGGCACGCCGUGGCGCGCUCCGCCGUGGCCAGACCUGUUUAGGAGGACGGUAACCUCAGCCCUCGGGCGCCUCCCUUUAGUCUUUCUGCCGACCCAGCAGCUUCUAAUUUGGUUGAGAGCGCUCAGCUGUCAGCCCUGCCUUUGGAGGCUGGCUCCCUUUUCCCCUCACUGGGUCCUUAACAGCAAGUGGGGGCGAGGCGACAGCCCUCCCCCGCGCUGGUUUGCAGCUGCACAGGUAGGCACGGUGCAGUCUUUGCUGCCUGGCGUUGGGAUCCAGGGCCCGCUAUGGGUUUGCUCUUCAGAUGGCUCUGCCAGCAGCUGCCCUGUGGGGCCUGGGCCUGGCUGAGCAGGGCCGUCCUUGGCAGGUGGGGUAGGAGACCCUGUAGGACCCCGGGCCGCAGGCCCCUGAGGAGCAAUGACGGAAUAUAAGCUCGUGGUGGUGGGCGCCGGCGGUGUGGGCAAGAGUGCGCUGACCAUCCAGCUGAUCCAGAACCACUUCGUGGACGAAUACGACCCCACGAUAGAGGACUCCUAUCGGAAGCAGGUGGUCAUUGAUGGGGAGACAUGCCUGUUGGACAUCCUGGACACGGCCGGCCAAGAGGAGUACAGCGCCAUGCGGGACCAGUACAUGCGCACGGGGGAAGGCUUCCUGUGUGUGUUUGCCAUCAACAACACCAAGUCCUUUGAGGACAUCCACCAGUACAGGGAGCAGAUCAAGCGGGUGAAGGACUCAGACGACGUGCCCAUGGUGCUGGUGGGGAACAAGUGUGACCUGGCUGCACGCACUGUGGAGUCUCGGCAGGCUCAGGACCUCGCCCGAAGCUAUGGUAUCCCUUACAUCGAGACCUCGGCCAAGACCCGACAGGGAGUGGAGGAUGCCUUCUACACGUUGGUGCGUGAGAUUCGGCAGCAUAAGCUGCGGAAGCUGAACCCUCCUGAUGAGAGUGGCCCCGGCUGCAUGAGCUGCAAGUGUGUGCUCUCCUGACGCAGCACAAGCUCAGGACGUGGAGGUGCCGGAUGCAGGGAGGAGGUGCAGACGGAAGGAGGAGGAAGGAAGGAAGGAAGGGCUGCUGGAGCCCAGCCACCCAGGGACCAUGGGCCGAAGUGACCGCAGACCCUCCCAGGGAUGCUUUGCACAGACUGUCUUGAGCGUCCCAAAUGCCACCGGAACCCCAGCCCUUAGCUCCCUUCCCAGGCCUCUGUGGGCCCUUGUCAGGCGCAGAUGGGAUUGCAGUAAAUUAUUGGAUGGUCUUGA
Rhinopithecus roxellana (golden snub-nosed monkey) is the source of this 1736-nucleotide messenger RNA. RefSeq names its product HRas proto-oncogene, GTPase (gene HRAS). Gene Ontology annotation, cellular component: plasma membrane. NCBI's taxonomy places the organism in Eukaryota, Metazoa, Chordata, Mammalia, Primates, Cercopithecidae. Gene Ontology annotation, molecular function: GTPase activity; GTP binding; GDP binding. Gene Ontology annotation, biological process: Ras protein signal transduction; cellular senescence. The transcript is spliced from 5 exons. The record is from RefSeq and is a predicted model, not a curated record. Bases 897 to 1466 code for a protein of 189 amino acids.